Molecule: messenger RNA, 654 nt
Organism: Aegilops tauschii subsp. strangulata
Lineage: Eukaryota; Viridiplantae; Streptophyta; Magnoliopsida; Poales; Poaceae
Source: RefSeq, a predicted model, not a curated record
AUGGGCGAGGGCGGCUGGCUGGAGAGCUCCGGCGCGGGGGACGGCAGUUCGCAAGGGAGGGCGGCGGCGACGACGGCGGAGGCGCGCGAGAAUCGUAGCACCCUGACGCCACCCAACCCCUUCGCCGUCAACGACCCCGCGCCCAUCGCCGUACGCCGGAGGCCACCUCACCGGAGCCUCUCCACCUCGACCACGCCGUCCUCGUCCCCAUCCCUGACGCCGCCCGCCACCUCGACGCCGUCACCCGAGCCGGUGACCUCGCGCACCCUGGCCUCCCCCUUGCCCGCGCGCCUGGCCGCGCCGGGGCCAGGCUCGCCGCCUCGGCGCUCGUCGGUCGUCGCUCAUUCCGGCCGCCUCUUCAUCGCCGGACCUCGCCGGGGCUACCGCCUCCGCCCCGCAGCUUCUCCGUCGUCCCCGCGCCACGCCUCCCCAAGUCUCUACUCUGCCUCACUCCUGCCGGCCAGCUCGUGCGGCCGACGGACCUCACAGGCAGGGUCCAUCCGGCCUCCCCGAGCCCUCCUCUGCAACGAUGUGAGCAUCCGGCUCCCCCUGGCCUCUCCCCUCUCCUCCCCGUGCCCUCCAGUGGCGGUUGCCGCUAGCUCCGCCGUAGUCGCCGCCUUCCAUCACCCCCGGCGCUGUUUCGGCCGCUCCUAG